Molecule: messenger RNA, 183 nt
Organism: Sphenostylis stenocarpa
Lineage: Eukaryota; Viridiplantae; Streptophyta; Magnoliopsida; Fabales; Fabaceae
Source: the annotation of a GenBank genome assembly
AUGUUGUUGAUUGAGAAGUUCUUUGUUGGGGUUGUGAGGAAGGAGGGUGCAAAAGAUGGGAACAUAUAUAGAGAACGAUUCUUUGGUGAAUCCCCUAGGAAGAAAGGGAUGGUGCUACCACAAGAGCUGAACCAUCCUGAAGGGACCAAGAUACUAAUCGAGGUUGUUUUGGCGUGUCAGUAA